Molecule: messenger RNA, 3318 nt
Organism: Helianthus annuus (common sunflower)
Lineage: Eukaryota; Viridiplantae; Streptophyta; Magnoliopsida; Asterales; Asteraceae
Exons: 9
Coding region: 1-3318 (1105 amino acids)
Biological process (GO): telomere maintenance; DNA repair
Molecular function (GO): DNA helicase activity
Source: RefSeq, a predicted model, not a curated record
AUGUCAAAAAGAACAAAUACUCAAAUUCAUUCUUCUUCCACAAAACCUACCAACGCAGAAAUAUCGAAUUUUAUUCCCUCCGAUAAUGCUUAUACCAACGCCGAAGAAAGGCGUAAAUUUAAAGAGAGGCGUAAAUUUAGAAAGAUGGUGUUGGAUAGUCGUAGAUCCAAUGUGAUACGUGAAUCAACAAAUUCUAACAAGAUAUCAUCAUCAAAUUCAACAAAAUCCCAUACGUAUGACCUACAAAAUACAACACUAGCAACACCAUUUACCAAUAAAACUACCAGCUUGCAUAAUGUUUAUAUAAAUAUAAAUCAUACAAGUCCCUUCAGUACUUCCACAUCUGGUCUAUCUAAUUAUAAUAAUAACAACUCAACCCCGUCAUCCAAAAGUCAACGAUAUACUAUAUGUUCAAAUAUCAUUACAUCUAUGACCUCAACUUUAAGGAAGUUAUCCAAAGGUAAACAUACGUUAUUAAGUAACGCACAAUCUCUAUCUCCUUUGCCAAUGAAUGACUUGACACCAGAUGCACAAGAUCCAUAUAAAGGAGUAUCUAAAUAUUAUUUAGAUCAUGGGGAUCAAUUAGUUAUAUGUGAAGUAUGUAAUGCCAAACCGUGGGCGUGUAAAGCAGGAAAGGGAAGAGAUUUUGCUGGCAAAACAACUUACAUGCUUUGUUGUGGUUAUGGGAAGCUCUAUAUAUAUGACACUAAUAACGAAGUUUCUAAUAGAAAGAACAUAUUCAGUAACUCAAAGAAAGUGUCUUCAGCAUCUUUUGAUUCCCUUGACACUGAAAUCAUAGAAUACUUAAAGGUGAUGUUAGAUUCAAAUAAUCAGCUGGUCAAAACAUAUAGGCGUGUAAGAGAUCGCUUUCUUGACAAUCCUCAUGUUGACCUUAAAUUACGCCUAAAGUCAAAAAGGACUAAAGAUGGACGUACAUACAACUUACCAACAUCUUCUGAAGUUGCUGCACUUAUAGUUGGAGAUAUUGAAGAUGCACUAGACAACCGAGAUGUUGUUGUAGAUUCAAAAAAAGAUGGUUUACAACGUAUAAGUGAGCUUCAUCCAUCCUAUAUCGCGCUUCAGUAUCCAUUGCUAUUUCCUUUUGGAGAAGACGGUUAUCGGAUUGAUAUUCUUCACAGAGAAGGAAGAUCAUCAAAAAAGAAAAAAGAUUCUAAAUGUUCAAUGAGGGAAUAUUUUGCGUAUCGUAUUCAAGAUAGGGACAAUCAAUUCUCUCUAAUUUUAAACGCCAGACGACUUUUGCAACAGUUCUUAGUUGACAUCUAUACAAUGGUUGAAAGUGAGCGUCUAUUUUACAUACGCUUCCAACAAAAAAAUCUAAGAUCCGAGUCAUAUGAGAACCUUAAUAACUUGCGACAAAAUGGAAAUGAAGAUAUGUCAAAUGUUGGAAAACGUGUAAUAUUACCGUCUUCCUUUACUGGUGGUUCACGUUAUAUGAGGGAAAACUAUUAUGACGCAAUGGCUAUUCGUAAAUGGUUUGGCUAUCCUGAUUUUUUCAUUACAAUCACGUGCAAUCCUAAAUGGCCAGAGAUUAAAAGAUUUCUAAAGGAUAAGAACAUUAAUCCCGAAGAUAGACCAGACAUUUUAUGCCGACUGUUCAAAAUUAAGCUGGACUCAAUCAUAAAAGACUUGCGAGAAAAGUCAUUAUUUGGGAAAUCUUCGGAAGUGAUUUAUACAAUAGAGUUUCAAAAAAGAGGCCUACCCCACGCUCAUAUCUGUUUGUUCUUACAAGAUGAUAAUAAGCUACCUUCGGUUGAGCAUGUUGAUAACUUUAUCUCAGCUGAAAUACCUGACAAAAAUGUAGACCCAGAGUUGUAUACGCUUGUCAGUGACUACAUGAUUCAUGGACCUUGUGGUCUUGCAAAUCUCAAUUGUCCAUGUAUGUUCGAAGAUUCCGGGUUAUUUGUUGAGAAAUCAGAUGUUCAGCUUGACAACAGAAGUGUAGUCCCAUACAACAAAACACUUUUGAGACGUUAUCAAGCACACAUUAAUGUCGAGUGGUGUAACCAGGCCGCUUCAAUUAAAUACCUGUUCAAAUACAUUAACAAAGGUCCCGAUAGGACAGAAGUUGCUAUUAUACAAAAUGAUGAAGAAGGUCACCGACAAAAUGGGAAAGACGAAAUCAAAAAGCAUUAUGACUGUAGAUAUCUCUCGGCAUGUGAAGCUUCGUGGCGCAUUUUUGCAUAUGAUAUUCAUUAUAGGUAUCCUUCGGUAAUCAGGCUUCCUUUUCAUCUACCAGACCAUCAAAAUGUUAUAUACGGUCCUGAUGAUGAGCUAGAAAACAUUCUUAACAAAUCAUCAAUUUCGUCUACGAUGUUUUUGUCCUGGAUGGAAGUUAACAAAAACAAUGAGUUCGCACGUACCCUUACUUAUGUUGAAUUCCCAACUAAAUUUGUAUGGAAUUCUCAGGAUAGAACAUGGACAACACGAAAAACAGGCAAACCCAUUGGACGUAUUCAUUGUGUUAAUCCAUCUAUGGGCGACACUUAUUUUUUAAGAAUCCUUCUUAAUAAGGUAAGAGGUCCUAAAUCAUUUGAAGAAAUAAGAACAGUAAACGGACAAGUCUUCCCUACAUUUAGAGACGCAUGCUACGCUCUAGGCCUUUUGGAUGACGACAGGGAAUAUAUCGAAGCUAUUAAGGAGGCUUACUAUACAGGUUCAGGAUACUAUCUUCGCAAUCUAUUUGCUACCAUGUUGUCGUCUAAUACCUUAUCUAGACCUGAACACGUGUGGGAAAAUGCAUGGGAAUACCUUGCAGAUGGCAUCUUACAUACGCGUGAGAAGCAAACAGGAAUUGAAGGCUUAUCUCUUCCUGAAGAACAAAUAAAGAAUCUAACGUUGCUGGAAAUAGAGAAUUACUUACUUCGGAAUAACUCUACCCUACGAAGGUUUCCUUCUAUGCCAUAUCCUGAUAGUCAAUCCAUAGCCUCAGCAGACAAUCGUUUAAUAACAGAUGAGCUAUCAUAUGAUGUAAGUGUUGUUGGUGCAGAAUUUAAUACUCAUCUAAGUACUUUAACAUCUGAACAACGAUUAAUAUUUGAUGAGAUAACUUGUGCCGUUGAUGAAAACAAAGGAGGUUUAUUCUUUGUUUACGGUUAUGGAGGUACUGGUAAAACCUUUUUGUGGAAGACAUUGUCCUCGGCUAUCAGAUCUAAAGGCCAAAUUGUAUUAAACGUAGCAUCAAGUGGAAUUGCAUCUCUGUUGUUAUCUGGUGGUAGGACAACACAUUCUAGGUUUCAUAUUCCUUUAAAUCUUACCGAAGAAUCAAUGUGUCACAUCAGGAGGUUGCUGAUUUACUAA